AUGGUAUACAAUAUCGAGCGGAUAAACAAUUCUACCUUGCUGCCAGGCAUCAAAUUAGGAUAUGAAAUUCAUGACAGCUGCACUGAUGUUGCCGCUGCAGUACAAGCCACCAUGGGAUUUCUUUCCAAAUUUAAUUCCUCGGACAAAGGUGUUGCAGUUCUCUGCAAUUACACAGACUAUGUACCAGCUGCCAAAAUAAUUGUCGGGGGUUUAUACUCAGAAAUUUCAAUUGUGGUUGCAAGAAUAUUGAACCUCUACCUCAUCCCACAGAUCAGUUACAUAUCAUCAGCAGAAAUACUCAGUGACAAAAUAAAGUUUGCAUCAUUUUUCCGGGCUGUUCCCAGUGACAAGCAUCAAACAUCUGCCAUUGCCCAACUUAUUCGACAUCUCAGGUGGAACUGGGUUGGAGUCAUUGCAACUGAAGAUGAUUAUGGACAGUCAGCAAUGAACAGUUUUAUCUUACAUGCACAAAAGAACAAUAUAUGUGUUGAUUUUCGUCUUCUGAUCCCUGUAGUCAACAGUAAAGAACAGGACAUUAAGAUCAAUGAAACUGCACAAAAAAUUCAGAAUUCAACUGCACAAUUGCUCAAUGAAUUGAAAAAUGUUAGGUUUCUGACAGAAAAUGGAAACUUUCAAUUUGACAGUUCAGGAGAUUAUUCAAGUGGAUAUGACAUAAUAAACUGGAGAUGGGUGAACAAUUCCAUGCAAUUUAACAAAGUUGGUGACUACAACAUAACAACAAGGCUGAUUACCAUCCAUGCUGAUUUCGAAAAAAUUGCACAGGUUGGAUCUUUUCGUUGCUCAUACACAUGUAAACCCGGAGAAAGAAAGACUGUUUCACCUGAAAACAAUUGUUGUUACAAUUGUAGUACCUGCUCUCCAGGAACUUACUCUGAAAAAAAUGAUUCCAUUGAGUGCUUGAACUGCACAAAAGACUAUUGGUCCGAUGCAGGAAGUUCAACAUGCCAGAAAAGUACUGUGGAUUUUCUUCAAUGGGGAGAUGCCCUUUCUCUUGUGCUAAUCAUAGUUGCCAUCUUAGGAAUACUUAUAGUAGGUUUUGUAAGCAUAUUGGUUACAAAAUACCUGAGUACACCAGCCGUGAAAGCUGCUGGAGGUUGGAUGUGUUACUUAAUGCUGUUCUCGCUGGUGGUUUGUUUAGUCAGUUCCAUACUGUUUAUUGGAAAGCCGCAUGAUCUCAUUUGUAAAAUUCGACAACCACUUUUUAGUAUCAGCUUCACACUUUGUGCUUCUUGUAUUUUGGUAAAAUCUUUUAGGAUCAUCCUGGCUUUUAGUUUUGAUCCAAUUAUCCGUAAAAAUCUGAGGCUCUUUUAUAAGCCAGUUCCUGUUAUAAUUAUUACCACAGGAGUUCAAGUAAUUAUUUGUUCAUUGUGGUUAUCUUUGAGUCCUCCUAAAAUGUUCAAAAAUAGAGAUCACUCCAAAUUAAUUCUGUUGCUAUGCAAUGAAGGUUCCCAUAUGGCAUUCGGAAUAAUGUUGGGAUACAUUGCUUUACUUGCAUGUAUCUGCUUCAUUCUUGCUUUCAAAGGAAGGAAGGCCCCCAAAAUGUAUAAUGAGGCAAGAUUCAUCACAUUUAGCAUGCUUGUUUACUUAAUUGUGUGGAUUUCUUUUGGUGUUGUAUAUAUCAACAUGGAAACAAGCAAAUAUUUGUCAAUAAUUGAAUCAAUUGCAAUUUUAGCAUCAGUCUAUAGUUUUUUAUGCUGCCAUUUUUUUCCAACCUGCUAUGUAGUUUGCUUCAAGAAAGAAAGCAAUAUUGAGUCAAAUUAUUUGACACAUGCAAGGGAGCAUUUCAAACAGAAAGGACAGUUUGUGUUACCUAUCGCCAAGAUGCAAAGGAUCUCUCAAAUUUCUACCGAAGAACAGACUUCCUCCCCAAAAGCAAAUCUUGAAAAUGAAUGCCCUAUUAAUCAGAAAACUGAUCUCAUAUUCCAGAAUAAUCGUUUUCAGAAUCAAAGAGUGUCAAACUGCUUGAGAAAAAGACAUAAAAGUUGUUAA
This is a messenger RNA of Pristis pectinata (smalltooth sawfish), 2010 nucleotides long. Its product is annotated as G-protein coupled receptor family C group 6 member A-like. The record is from RefSeq and is a predicted model, not a curated record. NCBI's taxonomy places the organism in Eukaryota, Metazoa, Chordata, Chondrichthyes, Rhinopristiformes, Pristidae. Gene Ontology annotation, cellular component: membrane. The coding region runs from base 1 to 2010 and encodes 669 amino acids. The transcript has 5 exons. Gene Ontology annotation, molecular function: G protein-coupled receptor activity. Gene Ontology annotation, biological process: G protein-coupled receptor signaling pathway.